This is a messenger RNA of Tetrahymena thermophila SB210, 963 nucleotides long. RefSeq lists its product as hypothetical. The record is from RefSeq and is a predicted model, not a curated record. Gene Ontology annotation, biological process: nucleocytoplasmic transport; activation of GTPase activity. Gene Ontology annotation, molecular function: small GTPase binding; GTPase activator activity. Gene Ontology annotation, cellular component: cytosol; perinuclear region of cytoplasm; nucleus. NCBI's taxonomy places the organism in Eukaryota, Ciliophora, Oligohymenophorea, Hymenostomatida, Tetrahymenidae. The transcript has 12 exons.
AUGAUUGAACAGAAUAAAAAAUAUUUUGAUAAUCUAGAACAAUUACAAAACUGUUCUCAAUAAAAUCUCUCAGAUCUUGAAAUUGAUCUCAGGACUAAUUAGUAUUAAAAUGAAAAGAUUUAAGAUUUAUGUUUUUAUUUAUCGAAAUGUGUUAAUCUCUCGUCUUUAACACUAUAAUUCGGAAAAAACAAAAUUGAUGGUAAAGGAGCUUCUUAGCUAUUUUCCGCUCUAGUAAACUGUACUAAUAUCUAAUCAUUGGCACUUGAGUUGUCCUAGAAUUCAAUUGGCUUAGAUGGUCCAAAAUAGAUAGGUUCUACUUUAGCAAAAUGCAUUAAGCUUUCAUCUUUAGAAUUAUAAUUAAGAAAUAAUAAAAUUGGUGGUAAGAUAUUAGAAUUAUUUUAGGGUUUAACUAAGUGUGUUAAUCUCUAAAAUUUGAUAUUAUAACUAGAAGAAAAUAAAAUUGGAACAAAGACAUCAGACUUAGCUUCUUGUUUAUCAAUGUGUGUUAAUCUCUCUAAUUUAACGCUCAACCUACAUGCUUCUGGUGUAUCUGAUUUAGGUUUAUCAAUAUCAAAAUUAGCUCAUUUGUCAAAAUUGGCACUUUUUCUUAAUUGGAAUUUAUUCAGUGACGAUGGUGUAUCAGGGUUAAGCUAUGGUUUGUCAAAAUGCCCUGAUCUUUUAACAUUAAUACUUGAUCUAAGGAGUAAUAUAAUUUAUGAUUAUGGUGCAAUUUAAUUAGGAUCUAGUUUAGCAAAAUGUUCUAAUUUAUAAAAUUUAACUGUCAAUCUAAAUAGCAAUUUAAUUGGUGAUGCAGGUUCAUAAGAAUUAGUCAUUAGUCUAGCAAAGUGUGAUAAUCUUUUAACUUUAACAAUUCACCUCUAUUGUAAUGAUCUCUUGAAACAAAACUUAAGAUCUUAAAUUCUUAGAACGAAAAGACUAGUCAUAUUAAUUAUUUUUUAUUGA